Aspergillus heteromorphus CBS 117.55 is the source of this 2001-nucleotide messenger RNA. RefSeq lists its product as uncharacterized. The transcript is spliced from 7 exons. Gene Ontology annotation, biological process: DNA-templated transcription; regulation of DNA-templated transcription. The coding region runs from base 1 to 2001 and encodes 666 amino acids. Lineage: Eukaryota; Fungi; Ascomycota; Eurotiomycetes; Eurotiales; Aspergillaceae. The record is from RefSeq and is a predicted model, not a curated record. Gene Ontology annotation, molecular function: zinc ion binding; DNA-binding transcription factor activity, RNA polymerase II-specific; DNA binding.
AUGUGGGCCGGUGGGCUGCAGUGCUUGAUCCGGCACCCCAGCCCCGGGGUCCAUCCGCCCCGUCAAGCCCCCGAGCCCCCCGAGCCCCCUUCCGACCACGAGGACUCGCUACCCAAGAAACGCAAGCUGACCAAUGCUUGCGUGGCCUGUAAGAACGCCAAGGAAAAGUGUAGUGGGGAGCAGCCCUGCACCGCCUGCGUCCGCAAAGCCCGAGACUGUGUCUUCAACCCGGAAGAUGACCAGCGGAGGAGAAUCCCGUUGCGGCGGAGAAUCGACGAACUCGAGGAAGAGCAGCGUCUGUUCCUGCGAAUCCUCCGCACCCUCCGCCAUCGCAGCCACGUUGUCGAUGGCCUGCUGGACUACAUCAAGAAGGAGAAACCGGACCUCGCGACGAUUCGACGCUACAUGGAUCAGCACCUCCCCCCGCACGAGUUCCGAAAAACCCCAGAGCUCCUCCGGAUCUACCAGGAUGUCGAGCGAUUCCAGGACCCCAUACCGAAGCGCGGCAAUCAGGCCCUGAAUAUUGCGCAGCUCUGCGACUACCCCCCUUUCCUCGGGAUGGCGCGCCCCUGGACCACGCUCACCGAUGACAACGGCUUCGUCUCACACCUCAUCUCCCUGUUUUUCACCUGGCAGCAAGCGUUCUGCAACUGGAUCGAUCAGGACCUGUUUUUCAGGGACAUGAACGCUGGGAAUGUAAACUGCACGUUUUGCUCACCCAUCCUCGUGAAUGCCAUCCUGGCAGUGGCGUGUCUCUACUCCGACUACCCUGAAGCAUGGGCAGAACCAGGGAAUACCGACAGCCUGGGGCAACACUUUUUCACCGAGGCCGAGCGACUCAUCGAUGCGGAGGAGGGGAAGAUCACCUUCGCGACUGCCCAGGGUAUUGCAGUGCUGUACACCUGUUUGUCGGCGAUGGGCAAAGACCGACAAGGGUGGACGUACUUGUCCCGCGCAGUUCACGCGGUCGAGUAUCUACGAUCGACAUCCGAUGAACUCUUCCGCACUGCUGAUGUCCCGAGAGAUGUCAUGGCUGGGGCUUUGGAUUACCUGGAGAUUGGCCUGUUCGGGGCAACAGUGGCAUGUACCCUCUGCCUACAGAAAGAGCCGAUCAUGAAGCCCCCAAAGGGUCUCCAACUUCCCAUCCACCAGGGUGAUGACGGAACAUGGUCCCCAUACCCUCGUCAGAUGGACCCGGUUCCCGCGGCCCACAGGCACUGCGCCUUGAACUACAGAGCAAGGCUCGCCGAAAUCGCUACGGAUGUCUGCGAGGCGCUUUUCUCAAACGGGAGGAAGCCCCCACGGCCUGACUUGGAGGAGGUCGUCACCCGAGCGUAUUCACAACUUACCAUUUGGAUGCACGAUCUACCCGGGUGCCUGCAUUGCGAUGAUCACUCCGUUCCAGAGAUCCUGAGCUUACAUCAAUACUACCACUCCAUAAUCAUGGUAUCAUUUGCCUUUCUACGGACCCGCGCCCCUCAAGACGACGAAACCACAGAGAAAUCGAUAGAAUCCGCCCGAGAGAAAUGCAUCUCAUCCGCGCACAUCGUCAGCGACCUUGUCAAUAUCCACAGAAACCAAUGGGGCAUCGAGCGCGUGGCACUAUUCGACAUCCAAUUUAUAUCUGUGGCGCUAUAUAACCUCCUUGACGAUCUGCGCGACGAGAAAAGCCACGCCGCGUUCCGUAACCUGGCCAAGGCGAUGAUGGUUCACAUUCCACGCUGGAAGAUGGCGAGGGGAAUGUUCCGCCUGAUCCAGAUUGCAAUGACGCAGCUCCGCGCUUAUCAACCACCUGACAUCGUUGAGAUCUUUAGGACCUUCGAACAGGGCUUCUGGCGCCCGGAAGACUGGAACAGCUUCAGCAGCGCGUAUCCAAACUUCUCCAUAGCCAUUCGGCAAGACAAGGGUGCCUCGGAGGAGGUCGAUAUGGAUCGGAUCUUAGCCCAUUGGGACGGGCUGACACUUACAAGCGACACGGGUUCGGAGCUUAGUGGGGGGUGA